UUUUUUAUGUUGCUCACAAGACGCUGAAUAAGUUGACGUUAAUAACAAUUAGCUAUCUAGCUGGUAAAUUAAAUACAUUAUUAUCAACUCUCUUUGAGCGUUUUCGUCGCUCUGCGGUCGUCUAAGACAGUGUUUUUGCUAAGAAAAUCAACCGAAACCCAUGGAGACCUCCGAGCCCGGCCUGGCAGAUGGAGAAGAGCGGUCUGUGGAGCUGCGGCCGAGAACGCGCUCCAACCCGGAGGGCGCUGAAGAUCGGCGCAGCAGCACUGGUAGCUUAGGCAGCAGCAACACCAGCACGCCGCAGCCCGCCGUGGGCAGCCGAGUCGAGGGAGAAGGAGAAGCCUCAACCAGCGACAGCCCUCCUAACACCGCCGCAUCAGCCCAGGCAGCUGCCCCGGCCAUAGCAACUACCGUCAACUCCAUGGUAGGCCUGCCUGCUCCUGCGCCGUUAGCCAAGGACAGGCCCAAGCCUGCCCAGGCCCCUGCCCACCUGACGCACUCCAUCCCUCCCAUGACGGAGUUCCAACUACGCGCCCCCCGGGUAAACUGUCCAGAGAAAGUGAUAAUCUGUUUGGAUCUCUCUGAAGAAAUGUCAUUGCAAAAGCUUGAGUCCUUCAAUGGAUCCAAGACCAACGCUCUUAAUAUUUCCCAGAAGAUGAUCGAGAUGUUUGUGAGAACAAAGCACAAGAUUGACAAACGGCAUGAAUUUGCCCUGGUGGUGGUAAAUGAUGAUGCCUUGUGGCUGUCUGGGUUCACCUCUGACCCUCGGGAGCUGUGCAGCUGUCUCUAUGACCUGGAGACGAACAUUUGUGAGACCUUCAAUCUAGAAGAUCUUCUUAGUGUUAUCCAUCAGAAGAUUGAGCUUCCAAUGAUGGACAACAUCCAAACCAUCCCUCCUCCAUUUGUAGUUAGGACCCUCCUAAUCUACAGUAGACAUGCUGGACAGCUGCAGUUCAACCCAUCAGAUGCUGUCAAUAAGAUGCUGCAGUCUCCCUACUUCUUCUUUGAUGUUGUUUAUCUUCACAACGGAGCUGAGGAGCAGGCGGAUGAGUCCAGCUGGAAGGAUGUCUACACGUCGUUCUGUGACUUGGACACCAAGGGAACGUGUUACCGUUUUGAGGUCUCCCUAUGUGGGCCUGCUCUUGAGCUCCAUAACUGCAUGGCCAAGCUGCUGUCCCACCCGCUACAGAGGCCCUUCCAGAGCCACGCAUCCUACAGCCUGCUUGAGGGGGACGACGCCCAGGACAUAGAGGCCGCUGUCUAACUGGCGCGCCUGUUUAAGGAUAAUGUUGAGAUUCUACAGGCUUUUGUUCAUUUGGUGGUUCAUCGGGAGAUGUUAGUGCUGGGCUUGAACAUAAGCCUGUUCAAUCAGGUGUUUUAGUGCUGGGCUGGACAGAAGGUCAGUAUGUUUUGACUCCAGAACCAUGGUUGGAGUCUUUUGUUCUAACUGGACAAUAGCAGUUAUGUGCUGGGCAGUGACAAUGAUAGAACAUUACAAUGGGACAUUGUUGGCAUGUACCUCAUUUUUUAUGUCUAAUCUGGGUAUGGUGUAUUUAACCCAAACAGUGUGUUUGAGUACUUGGUCAUCCAUUGAUGCCCACCAUUCGAAUGUGUAACAUUAAAAACUGUUUUGUGUGAGAAGGCACAGGGCUAAGAAAUUUUAUUUGGUGUACAUAUUGUCUAAGCUAAAAACCAUGCAAUGUUUCAUUUAAAUCUUUGAAAAGCUGAGACUGCCACAAACACGUCUGUGUGUCCUGUAUUGGUCUAUGAUGCUAACACAUGAUGGUCCAGACAAUAUUAUAUGGAGUGUUAUUUUAAAUCCCAGGACGAUGUUGAUAAUCAAGCCCAUUAAGUUGCGGUCCCAAACUUGAUAUAUGUGGAACAAUUAUGAAAAUCAUUAAGGAUGGAAAUUCAGAUUUCACAGCACUGUAUAGUCCUACACAAUUGACGUGACCUUUUUCCAUGGCUGGCUUGUGGGAAAGGUACAAUAAAAUAGCCAAGUAUAGUGCUAAAUUCAGCACCAGGCUACAUGUUCUCUGUUGGUUUGGAAAUCCUUAUGUUCUGUCACUGUAAACUGGUUAAUUUUAUAUUAUUUGCGGCCAUACAUCUGUCAAUGGCUGUUUCAAUUUCCAACAAUGUUGCUUGUUGCUAGAUAGUUGUUUUUAAAUCAUUUGUUUUUUGUUUGCUUGUCCUGUUACUGAGGGAAUGAAUGAAUGUAGAGUAGGUAUGGACCGAAUCGCAUACUACACUGUUUGACUGUGAUUGGUUGAAGGGUGACUGUCAAACUGCACUAAAAUGAUUUGUACAAAUGUUAAUUUUAAAGCUGUUUUUGAUUAUUAAAACAAUGUUCUGUUUCA
Messenger RNA from Esox lucius (northern pike), 2357 nucleotides. It is a transcript of the gene babam1, whose product is annotated as BRISC and BRCA1 A complex member 1. The coding region runs from base 161 to 1264 and encodes 367 amino acids. The transcript is spliced from 9 exons. Gene Ontology annotation, cellular component: nuclear body; BRCA1-A complex; BRISC complex. The record is from RefSeq and is a predicted model, not a curated record. Gene Ontology annotation, biological process: double-strand break repair; mitotic G2 DNA damage checkpoint signaling; protein K63-linked deubiquitination. NCBI's taxonomy places the organism in Eukaryota, Metazoa, Chordata, Actinopteri, Esociformes, Esocidae.